GGAACCAAAGAGACCGGCUUAGCGUUUUCCGAGGCUCACGGAGAUAGGCUUCCCAGGGGCGUGUUUUGCAAAGCUUGCCUCUUCCUGCGGCCGCUGGGUUUCGUUUUUGCAAGCCCGGGCAUUGUUGUUGCUGCUGCAAAGGGCCUGGCGUUUCUGGGUUUUUUGCAAGCGGCCGGCGCCUCUUUCUCUCCCCGUCUCCCCCGCAGGCAUGGCCGGCUUGGAGCUGCUCUUCCACUCGGUGGCGCCCGACCUCGCCUGCCCGCAGGACGCCCUCGUCUGCUUCCUCCACUGGAGCCUCGUCGCCCACCGCUACCGCUGCCUGGGCGCCGGAGAACAGCCAAACCCCGAUGAGAAGAAGUCGGAAAUGCUCCCCGCCGGGUGGAACGCAGACAAAGACCUCUACACCCUGCGCUACGCGUCGAAGGACGAUGCCCACCAGCUGCUGUUGAAGGGCAUCAUGGUGGAUGGCACUAUGAUCGUUAACGUCCUGGAUCCCAAGACGAAGAAUGUCGCCGAUUUGACCGUGAAGGUGACCGACUACGUCAAUCCUGAACACCUGGCAACGUUUGACAAGGUGUUCAAGAACACAGAGGAACUGCAGUCGCAGGUCGUCCAUCACAUCAUCUCCCCGUUCGACACGACUGCCGAGCGGCCCAGCGCCAAGGAGGCCCCCAGGCGGGAGAAGAAUCCCUCCCCACCCAACCCCCCGGACCACGACCCGCUGUGGAUCCCCCCUCGGCAGCCGCAGGGCAGCCGGCAGCCCCACUGGCCAGACCCCCUGGGGCCUUUUGCAGUUGGUGGAGAAGAUCUGGAUCCUUUUGGGGGCCGAAGAGGAGGGAUGAUUGCUGAUCCGCUCCGAUCGGGAUUUCCGAACCCUAUUGCUGACCCUUCCGCCGGACUCCCCCACAGACUUCCUCCCGGAGCUGUCCCUCCUGGGGCCAGAUUUGAUCCUUUUGGGCCCCCUGGGACUGGCCGGGCCGGGCCAAACCCGGACCAUCUCCCGCCUCCAAACUACGACGACAUGUUUAUGUGAGGGCAGCGGAAGACCCCCUCCCUGCCUCUCGGGGGAAGGGGAGCUGCAAUUGCUUCGUACCCCCCACCCCACGUUUGGGAUCCAGGCUUCCGUGUUCUUCGCUAUGCCUACAAAAACCGGCUUCCGUUUCUCAGUAGAUGAACCAGAAGAGGACGCUGUGUGCAUAAAAGAUAUUUGCCCUCCUC
Molecule: messenger RNA, 1218 nt
Organism: Heteronotia binoei (common prickly gecko)
Lineage: Eukaryota; Metazoa; Chordata; Lepidosauria; Squamata; Gekkonidae
Gene: PSMF1
Product: proteasome inhibitor subunit 1
Exons: 7
Coding region: 209-1033 (274 amino acids)
Biological process (GO): proteasome-mediated ubiquitin-dependent protein catabolic process
Molecular function (GO): proteasome binding; endopeptidase inhibitor activity
Source: RefSeq, a predicted model, not a curated record